AUGGAUGAAUCAGAUUCCCAAUUGCCGCCUCAAGUGCCUCCCCAGGUGCCAGCGCAGAGAAUCCGCCAUUCUCGUGUUGGAUCUACUGGUCAAGUUCUACAUAGAUCUUCUACUACGAGCACGCUUCAUCAUAAUUCAUUCAAAGACUCCUUCUUUUCUAGAGUUCACUCCUUCUUCCAUCGGGAUUCGCAUAUUGGGCAUGUCGGGCAGCAUCCCCUGCGAGACAAGGAACAUGUCGAGAUCCAUACAUGGGAUGGUCCCAAUGACCCCGACAAUCCUUUCAAUUGGAGCAAGACAUACAAAUGGGUGCUAACCAUCACAAUCUGUUUCAUCUCCAUUUUGACAGGUCUACCAGCUGGGUCAUAUGGCGCCGGAAACAACUACAUGGCAGAGCGAUUUCAUGUACAGAAUGAGCCCUUCCCUAAUUUGGCCUGGGCUACUACAUCUUGGAAUAUGGGGGCAGCGUUUUGGCCUCUGAUCUUCGUCCCGCUCACAGAGUCAUCUGGGCGCAUGCCGGGGUACUUUGUAUCCUACUUUCUGCUAGUGGUCUCGCUAUUCCCAUCGGCAUUUGCGCAGAAUUUUGCGACGCUUGUUGUCACCCGCUUUUUCGGGGGUGGGGCAUCUUCUGUGUCGAUUAAUAUCGUGGGUGGGAGUAUCAGCGAUGUUUGGUAUGGCGACAGGGCCCGGAGUUUGCCAAUGUCAUUGUUCGGCUUCACGAGUGUGGUUGGAAUCGCUCUCGGGCCAUUUGUCGGUUCGGCUAUCCAACAGAUCCAUAAGAAUGAUCCCUGGAGAUGGAUAUUCUAUAUUCAAAUUAUCUACAAUGCAGCGUUGAUCCCGGUCUUUUACCUUAUCCUCCGCGAAACCCGAGCUGAUGUCAUCCUACGAAAACGCGCCAAGAAGCUUCGCUGGGAGACUGGCCGACCAAUCUACUCAGAAUCUGAACUUAAUACGACUAGUUUGUUAAAGCUAGUGCAAGUUUCGUUUGAACGACCCACGCGAAUGCUUUUAACCGAGCCUGUUGUUAUAUUUUUCACACUAUGGACAUUCAGUCACAAUUAUGGAUGGGGCACGUUUACUACCGGUCUCGUUCAACUUGCGAUUUCCGUGGGGGCCGUGAUCGGUACCGUGAUAAAUCCCCUUCAAGAUUGGAUCUAUCUCAGCUCUGCGAAACGCAACCGCGACAAUCCUGGUAGGCCGAUUCCAGAGGCUCGUCUGUACACGUCGAUUCCAGGAAGUCUUCUCUUCGCAGGGGGACUAUUUUGGUACGGCUGGGGCAGCGUGGGCAACGGCUCAAUUCACUGGAUUGUUCCCACUCUGGGUAUUGGCUGCACCGGGGUGGGAAUUUAUUCGAUAUAUAUGGCCGUGGUCAACUAUCUCACUGAUGCGUAUGAGAAAUACGCGGCAUCAGCAUUGUCGGCCGCCUCAUUGGGUCGCAAUACCUUUGGUGCCUUCCUUCCACUCGCCUCCUAUCAGCUUUUCGAGACCCUCGGUUAUGGAUGGGCAGGCUCGCUAUUGGGCUUUGUCGGCGUGGCUCUCUCGGUCGUUCCUGUAGUCCUAGUUCUCAAGGGACCUGAAAUCAGACGUCGCAGCCCAUUCAUGAGGGAGUCCAUGUUUGACCCAGAACACUUAGAGGACAGUACCAGUUUGGAGGGGGCCAUUUCCGAGGUGGAUCAGAAGCCGGAGGAGGCGGAAGUAUAA
Penicillium cosmopolitanum is the source of this 1698-nucleotide messenger RNA. RefSeq lists its product as uncharacterized. Gene Ontology annotation, molecular function: transmembrane transporter activity. The record is from RefSeq and is a predicted model, not a curated record. Bases 1 to 1698 code for a protein of 565 amino acids. The transcript is spliced from 6 exons. Gene Ontology annotation, biological process: transmembrane transport. NCBI's taxonomy places the organism in Eukaryota, Fungi, Ascomycota, Eurotiomycetes, Eurotiales, Aspergillaceae.